AAGAAGGAGAGAAAGAGGCGGUGGAGGAAGAGGUAGAGGUAGAGGAGGAAGAGGAGGAGGAGGAGGAGGGGGAGAAGUAGGAGCAGCGGCAGCAGCAACACCAACACAGAGGCUCACAUCCAGUCAGUUCCGUUGUGGCGGCUCUGGAAACAGGACCCUGCCUCGCUCCAUCCCGCGCUCACAACCACACGCCUCUCGAGUCGCGUCCACUUCGCUGGCCGCCAACCUCUUCCCGCGCGGACUGACCGGCACUCCUCCCCACCCUCACGCGGUAGCCUGGCCAGCGCUAACCCCCCGCCAGGCUAAGGCAUCGUAGUAGUUACCGAAGUACUGCUAUGUGUGUGGUUAACUUUACUACUACGACUGUUUAUUGAAAGACCGAGAGCGAGUGAGCGAGUAAGAGAGAGUGAGCGAGCGACCUUUGAAAAUGACAUUAGCAUCACCACCGCCAUCACCGCCACCACCACUACCGUCGCUACCUCCACCACCACUACCACCACUGCAACACCCAGUCACCACCACCACCACAACUCCCACCACAUGAGAUACACCACACUAACCACAAUAAUGAGAUAGAGAGAGAGAAUCAGUGGAAGUGACGGUGAUGUGGUAAGGUGGUACCGAACCCAGGUGCAGAAGCGUCUCCGUAAGGAAUUCGCCACGUAGCCAAGGACUGAAUAUACUUACCGACAAAAGAAAGGAAGCAAGUUGACGCGGCGCUCUUGGAGAAACAGAUUAAGCGGCGCGAGGCAUUAAAGGAAAAUAAAUUGGGUUUCCCCUCAAAACGCCCACGAAAGAAAACGGUACGAGGAGACAAAAAGUGGUUUCCCGAUUCCAAAAAAAAGCAGGGAAGGAAAAAAAGACCUACCACCGUAAGCACCACUCUCAUAAAAGCCUUGGAAGGGGGAGUGAGAGAGUGAAAGAGAGAAGAGAAAGAGAGAGGGAGAGGGAGAGACAGAAAGGAGAUAAGAGAGAAAACUUCAUUUGAGGUAGAAGUGGACAGCUCUCGGGCCGCCUCUCCUGCCUCCUCCUCCUUCGUCUGCCACUCCUUCAGAUCGGCCGGAAGGGGUAUGGCAGCCCGGCUAAGGUGGGGGGUAGGAGGCCGCUCUCCACCCCCCACCACUUCCUCCACCUCCUCCACCUGCUGCUCUUCCACUUCAGUCUGGUGAGGGGAAGCGUGAACGACGGGCCGCUGGAGUUCGAGGACAUCAUGCCGGACAACCCGAGGGACUACGACAAGAUGGCUCCUCCUAAGGGCGGCGACGACCCCACCACGGUGCUCGUCCACGUCACCGUCAUGAGCCUCGACUCCAUUGACGAGAGCUCCAUGACUUACGCCGCUGACAUCUUCUUCGCCCAGAGUUGGAAGGACUGGCGGCUGCGACUACCUGACAACAUGACCCAUGAAUAUCGCCUGCUACCUGUCGCUUGGCUCAAGGACAUCUGGAGACCUGACUCAUUCUUCAAGAACGCCAAGGCUGUGACCUUCCAGGAGAUGACCAUCCCAAACCAUUACCUGUGGCUCUACCAGGACAACACGAUACUCUACAUGGUCAAGCUCACGCUGGUGCUGUCCUGCGCCAUGAACUUCCAGCUGUAUCCUCACGACACCCAGGAGUGCCAUAUGAAGAUCGAGAGCCUCUCGCACACCACGGAUGAUUUGGUUUUCAUCUGGGAGCCCGAAGUCCCUCUGGUGGUGGACAAGAACAUCGAACUCCCGCAGCUGGACCUCGUUAAGAAGUUCACGGGAGACUGCACUCAGGUGUAUUCCACAGGUAACUUCACGUGCCUGGAGAUCGUGUUCACGUUCAAGCGACGCCUGGGGUACUAUCUGUUCCACACGUACAUUCCCACCUGCCUCAUCGUUAUCAUGUCCUGGAUUAGCUUCUGGAUCAGGCCCGAGGCUGUCCCGGCGCGCGUCACCCUGGGCGUCACCUCCCUCCUCACUCUGUCCACCCAGCACGCCAACUCACAGAAGUCCCUGCCGCCUGUGUCCUACAUCAAGGCAAUCGACGUGUUCAUGUCUUCGUGCACUGUCUUCGUAUUCUUCUCUCUCAUGGAGUACGCGCUGGUCAACGUGGUGCUGGGGGACGUGCCCGAGGAGCCUGACACCUUGAGGAGGGUGCGGUCCCGUGCCCUGCUCCACGUGACGCCCCAUCAGGACUCCAAGCUCGGGGAGUGCCUCAGCGCGGAGCAGUCACCUGUCCUGGGGGGAAGCAAGGAGGGGAGCUCUGGUCCUCCUCCGCCGCUCCACUCCAAACGACGCACGGUGUCCUCGCCUGCACUGCACCGGCGUGUUAAUGGGAGGAAACCCACCUGUCAGCCUGAGUUUGACAGUAUAAACGCCAUCGCCUCACCCUCCACGGCCGCCCCUGCCAACGGGAUGUCGCCCCUGGAGAUGCUAGGCCCCGGCUCCUGCCCCGCCCAUCUGCCCAGCCCCCAGCACAUGAUCAACGGGCCCAUGUACAGCGGCGUGCAGCAUCCAGCCAUGCAGCACCAGCAUUCAGCGGUUCAACAUACAGUUAACUUUGGUCUCCCUCCUCCACCUCCUCCGCCACCUCUCGGUCCUGCUAAGAAGCAGCAGAAUCAUCGGAGGCGGCGAGAGCGAGCCAUCCUCAUCGACCGCGUCUCCCGCAUCCUCUUCCCUACCUCCUUCACCGUCCUCAACGUCAUCUACUGGAGCGUCUUCGUCGUCGAGUGGUUCUAGUAAUGGCCACCAGAGGGCUUCGAAAUUAACUUCAGCGAGGAGUGACCGAGAUCGAGUUAUACCAGGGUACACAAAUACACACAGACACACAGACACACAGACGCUUGCAAACACGCUUAGAUACGCCGUUCGGGUUAAUAUGACGGAUGGGAUUGUGUUGUUUUUCUCCUCUGCUGCAAUAACUGGUCUAAUACACGCCCUCGCUCUCGUCCCUGCCACUGAUUGUUGCAGUUGACGUGUGUUGAGGUGAAGGGAUGUGCGGCUUAGCUUGUCCGUCAGGUUAACUUGAACGAAUCGUUUUUACAGGCAAGAGUUAAGAGACGUGUGGCUUCGCGUGCAGUGUUACCUCAGCGUGAGAGAACAGGUGAUGGAGAAAAGGUACGGAAUUUCAGAUUUUAUGUCUAAUCCUCGUGUCCCUUAAGUAUUUCUAUGUCUUAUCUCGACUACUAAGAUCUACUGGAGGUUAUUGCUUUCAAGGGUGUUUUCAAGAGACAGUUUAACAUUCUGCACUGUCAGUACAAAAAACACCCAUGACAACACAAAAUAGUUCCUUUAGCCUAGACUAUUCACAAAGUCUGUCAGAGGUUAUUGGAGUUUCAAGGAUAUUUUCACGACCAGAGAUACUAUAACAUUCUGCGGCGUCAGUAGAAAAAUACUCAUGGCAACACAAAAUAACCUAUCUGGCCUUUGAUUAUACUCCUUAAGAGAGACCGAGAGAACAAAAAUGGGCUUAGGACUCCUUGGUGAUGCUGAGGUCCGUAGUGUAACUCUGGAGGGCCUGCCAAGGAUCUUGAGUAGUAAUGAGCGACGCUUACAGUGCCAGUGUUGGUGCCAGUGCCUCUAUAGUGUUUCGUGUGGCCCUUCUUGGCACUGGUCGCCGCCUAGACAAUUCAAGGUUAGUGUAAGGAUGUUCAGUGACGUGUUGCCUGCGUGGUGUGUGGGGUUCAUCGUCUGUCACUUGUGUUUGAGUGAGAAAAGGAGUUGGAUCUCAUGUUCUUGUUCCUUAUACACUACUGGACUUCAAGGGUUUAUUGUUUAUUUACUAUUUAUCCAUCACCUUCGUACAUGAAUGAGAUAGUGUGUGUGUGUGUGUGUGUGUGUGUGUGUGUGUGUGUGUGUGCUGGAAAAGGAGUUGGAUCGCACUUUCUUGUUCCUCCUAAGCGACUGGAAUCCAUUAAUGCACUGAUUCCUCGGGGUAGGUUCGUAACGCUCUUAGUUUCUGUGAUAAACCUCAAUGUGAUGUAACGUAUAGCACUUGUUCCACUCCUGUGUAGGACUGAGACGUGAGUGACAAUCCACAUUAUAACGAAACCUCUCUGUACUCACCUUCACCCUGUCGCUCCCCACGCCGCCACGCCUCCAGCCACGCCUCCCACUCACGCCUCACGUACUCAUCCACCGAAGAGCAGAGGGGAAACUAUUGAAUGUUGACUGGAUGGGUUAGUGUUACAUUAGCCAGUCAUUCAGUCAGUCACACACAUGUAAUUCACAACUGUAGGAGUGACUGACUGAAUGGGUUUGUGUUAUCAAGUCAUUCUGUCGGCCAGUCAGUCAGUUACACAGAUGCAAUUCACAAGCAUAUGACUGACUGAAUGGGUUAAUGGGAUUGUUAUCAAGUCAGUCAAUCAGUCAGUCACAGAAGUGUAAUUCACAAGUAUUUGACUGACUGAAUGGGGUUUCUGUUAUUAAGUCGUUCAGUCAGUCACCUAUUCAGUCAGUCACACCAAUGUAAUCCACAAGCAUAUGACUGACUGAAUAAGUUUGUAUUGUCAUGUGUGUGAAUGAAUGAGUCAGUCAUUUAUUCAGUCAUUCAUUCAAUCACACAAAUGUAUUGUACAAACACAUGACUAACUGAAUGAGUUCGCAUUAUCAGGCAAUAAGUAAAGGUAAUACAUUAGAUUGUGUGAUUUCAUAACAACAACGAUAAUGACAACAGGUGUAACUACAAUACACAGUUACUAAUAAUACACGCACUCUCUCACAAUCUAAAUCAGUUGGUCUUAUAAGUAUUUUACAACAGUCAAUUUUCAUUACAAUCCUAUUUCACGUCACCAAUUCAAACAAUGUUGAUGUGCGUCUUAAAGGAGUAAAAUUUAUGCGCAUACUCGGAGACGUGGGUUGUGGUGUGUGCUGAAUGUGACGGAAACGCGACUUUUCCUCUUGUAUGACCUCGGGACCAUCAUAUUCCAACACCCGAUCACCUCGUGUACUCUUAACUAGCCUAUACCGUUGUCUGAUUCAGUGUCUAACAUUCCUAACCUUGUUUUCCUGAGACUGCAUUCUGAAACGUUCCGGCGCCUCAUCUCGACUACUGUAAACAGGCUCUGGUUUUAAGUGAUUGGAGUUUUCAAGGGUGUUUUUCAUGAUUUUAGUGAUAGUUUAACGAAAAUUCUGCACUGUCAGUUGAUAAACACUCUUGAGAACCUGACUAAUCAUUUAUGUGGCCUUGAAAAGAAAAAAAAAAAGGUUGUUGUGAGAGUUCGAGGCGUUUCACAAUACUGGAUCUCGUUUUCUCAGCCCACGCACCUUCUUGAGCCACCCAGCGUAGUGCAGCAGUGGGCUACAACUCUCCUACUUCUCUAAUGCAGUCAUUCAUUAACAAACAUAGCAACGUUAAUGAUGCUCAAUAUGUCGGUGAAUUUCGAGGAGACAGAGAUAAAGAGACACGCAUAUAUAUUUUAACCUUUUUAACGUGAUAGCUCCUUUACGUGGGCGAUAGUUAAGUGGGCGGUUGUAAACGGUAACAUUUUUUGCUCAGUGUCUCCGCAAUCUCAUCCCCGCAACACGAUAGGAACGCCAGCUGUGAUCGAUAGUUAUUCAUAAGGUGCGUGAACGAUGUGUGCUGACCGGCCCUGUGUGUGUGUGUGUGUGUGUGUGUGUGUCCAUCCAUCUUGAUCGCCUCUGGACCCCCUCAAUAGCGCUCAGCAUAAUAGUGGACUAGUGGAAUAGCUUGUUGCCGGUGUAGAGAGCCUCCUCCUCCUCCUCCUCCUCCUCCUCCUGUUUGUCUGCAUGGAUGGGACUCGAGCCUCUCCAUUAAUUGCCUCUCAUCUCCAGCCAAGCGUCUGCCUCCGUAUUUUGAUUAAUUCUAACAGAGUGAGUCCCCCUCUUCUCCUUCUGCCGCAGGAACCUCUGGUAAUUGGUACUGUUUUGUUUCCACGCUGACGUGUGUGUUUCUAGGGUGCUGGUUCCCAUUCCCUGGCGUUGUAGUGAGGUUGAAGUCUGUAUUCCCCAACUAACUCGUCAUUCCAUCUUGCAACUGGCUUUAGUGUAAAUUGUUUGGGAACUUUCAAGGGUAUUUUCGUGAUUUUAUCGGUAGUUUAGCAAGUUUUCAACCCCAUCAUGAACACGACUAAUCUCCAUGGUGUUUGGACAAUAGUCUUGAGAGAACAAAGUGGUUUCAAUUGUAUACGUGCCUGAGUAAUGUGGACGGUUCGUGGUGCUCCUGUAGAGAAAAGUUACGGUGAUUAUUACUGAUAUUUUUUUUAUAAUUGUUCAUAUACUUAAGAAAGAAACACACUGCGGAAGGAUAUGUACAGCCUCUCAGUAGUGGGAAAAUAAUAUAUAUUAAAAACGGAUGAAAAGUAACGUGUCCGUGAUGCUCUUGCUGCUGAAAAAUGCCACCUAGUUUACUUUUAUUUCCUUUAUUGCAACACCCGCAUACACAAGUUAGGAAGACGCUGUACGGAGACACGUGCAAGUCAGUGAUAGAAAAAAUAGUAAUAACAACAUAAUAAGACAUGAAAAAGACUAAAAAGUAAUGUGCUGGUGAUGUUCCUCCAGAAAAUUAAUAAAUAAGUAAAUGAUGAUAAAACAAAAUUAAAUAAGUAUUCCGUUUAAUUACAAUCAUGCACGCAGGCUAAAGGACGCCACAUCGUUACAUGCAAAAACUCAGUAAUGGACAAAACGCAUUAAAGGAGGAGAGAAGGCGGGAAAUCAGAGUUCCUGUGAUGAAUUCCAGUCAGACACUUGUUCUUAUUGCAAUCAUUCAUAUACUCAAGGUAAAAAGAUCAAACGGAGAGUCAGUCAGCAAA
Molecule: messenger RNA, 6738 nt
Organism: Scylla paramamosain (green mud crab)
Lineage: Eukaryota; Metazoa; Arthropoda; Malacostraca; Decapoda; Portunidae
Product: glycine receptor subunit alpha-4-like
Exons: 13
Coding region: 1211-2707 (498 amino acids)
Biological process (GO): chemical synaptic transmission; nervous system process; signal transduction
Cellular component (GO): neuron projection; synapse; plasma membrane
Molecular function (GO): transmembrane signaling receptor activity; transmitter-gated monoatomic ion channel activity involved in regulation of postsynaptic membrane potential; chloride channel activity
Source: RefSeq, a predicted model, not a curated record